GCGGGGGGCGGACGGGAGGGGACCGUGUCUCUUCCCCGCACCGCCGGGCCAGCGACACGGAGGCUCCCGGCUCGCUGCCGCCCCGCCAUGGCUCCCAGCUCCGAGCGGCUCUUCGACUCUCUGGGACACUUCGGCAGAUUCCAAGCAUUUGUCUAUUUUGCAUCUGUCUUUCAAGCUAUGUCAUGUGGUAUCCACUAUUUAGCUUCUGUGUUCAUGGCUGUUACUCCUAACUUUGUAUGUGAUAUCCCUGGAAAUGUGAGUAAUGUUCUCUCCUACAACUCCUCUGGAUCAAGUAUAGAGGAUAUCUGGACACUAUGGACAUCAACAGAAAAUUACAUCGUGGUCCAGCUGGAAGAUGGAGAAACUUGGGAACUUAAUCAAUGUAGCAGGUCCAAACGAGAAGUCAGUUCGGCUCUCACAUACGAAUAUGAAGGCAACAAGUCUGAAUUUUCUUGUUCUGAUGGAUUUCUCUAUGAUCAUACUAAAUGGAAGAGCACUAUUGUUACAGAGUGGGAUUUGGUCUGUGACCGAGAAUGGCUUGCAAAAUUAAUUCAGCCUACAUUCAUGCUUGGAGUCUUGAUUGGAGCAGUGAUUUUUGGUGAUAUUGCUGACAGAAUGGGAAGACAACGUGUUAUAUGGUUCACGAGUGCUGGUCAGUUUGUAUUUGGUGUUGCGGUGGCGUUCACAUUUGACUACUACAGUUUUGUGGUUGUGCGCUUUCUCCUUGCUAUGGUUUCAAGUGGCUAUCUGGUUGUGGCUUUUGUUUAUGUGACUGAAUUUGUUGGCACUAAAGCUCGAACCUGGGCUUCUAUGCAUGUCCAUGCUUUUUUUGCUGUGGGAGUUAUGGUUGUGGCACUCGUGGGAUUUUUGGUUCGGACCUGGUGGGUCUAUCAGAUAUUUCUCUCCAUAACAACUCUUCCCUUUGUCUUGUGCUGCUGGAUGCUCCCAGAAACACCUUUUUGGCUACUGUCAGAGGAAAGAUACGAAGAUGCACAAAAAGUAAUUAAUAUAAUGGCAAGAUGGAACAAAGUAAACACUCCUUGUAAAAUUUCUGAACUCUGCUCAGUCCAACAAGACGAUCUAGUCAGUGGCAGAAUGGGUAAUAAUAACGUAUCUUCAACGAAGAAGCACAACAUCCUCUAUCUGUUUUGUAAUUGGCACAUUGCAAGAAGGACCAUUACAGUCUGGCUGGUCUGGUUCACUGGGAGUUUAGGAUACUACGUAUUCUCCCUGAGUUCGGUCAAUCUAGGAGGCAAUGAGUAUUUAAAUCUGUUUCUCAUAGGUGCUGUGGAGUUGCCUUCCUAUGUCAUUGCUUGCAUUGGGAUGGACAAACUGGGAAGGAGAAACACACUCAUUCCGUUCCUUUUAUCAAGUGCACUGAUUUGUGUUUUAAUUAUGUUCAUACCUCAGGAUUUCAAUAUAUUAAUUAUCUUAGCAAAUAUGGCUGGAAAAUUUUCAAUAGGAGUGGCAUUUGGCCUUAUCUAUCUCUACACAGCAGAACUGUAUCCAACAAUUGUAAGGUCACUUGCUGUUGGAAGUGGGAGCAUGAUGUGCCGUGUAGGAAGUGUCGUCGCUCCUUUCUGUGUAUAUCUGAGAAGCGUCUGGAUUUUCAUGCCACUUUUGCUUGUUGGAAUCAUGGCUCUUCUGAGUGGAAUAUUAACAAUAAUGCUUCCAGAAACUCUUGGAAAACCAUUGACUAAUACUUUCGUGGAAGCUACAGAAAUGGGAAGAAACAAAGAAAACUGUUCAGGGAAGACUCCUCCAGAAAAGAUAGAGAUGUUUGGUCAAGAAACAGCCAGCACUGAGAAAUAAAGCAACAGCAAAAUGGCUGUUCCUGAUUUUAAUCAUUAUAUAAUUCUUAAGGUCAUUUUAUUCAAGAAAUGUGACCGUACUAUAAUAUCUGUGCCUUUUAAUUUGUAUCCAGUCUUCCCUUUUCAAUAGAGCAAGUAUACAAAGCCUUUUCCAUGUGACUCAGGUCCUGCAGAAAUGUUGAUGGGAUUUCCAGAUCCUCUCUCAAACUUUCUCAGAAUUUAGAAAACCUAUCUGACUUGUUUUGACCAGUUGGAAUGACUAUAAAUUUUGAAAGCUACCUGAUUAUACAUAUACACAAAAAUAUGUCAAUUCUUUGCUUCAGAUUCUUUGCAGUUACAUUUGUAAACGCACCACAAAAUGCCCUGUCCAUCCUUGUCCUAUUGCAAUCAACAAUUACAGGAUUCAGACAUCAGACCAUGGUAAACUCAAACACAUAGUUAUAAUUCAACAGAGAAGACUUAAUAUUGCAUCAAGUCAUACCAAUAAUUUCAAAGCUAAACUAAUCUAUUCCAUUUAUUUUUCAAAUUUGCUACUGGAAAAGCUGCCAUUUUUAGUAAAGAAAGUAUUCUGUGGAACAGCUUCUGACAGAAACAGUAAUAUUAGAUUUGCAGAAUGUGCAAAUAGUUUGUAUACUAUUCAUUCUGUUGAAUGGCAGAUGUAUUUUUCUUAGUGGUUUAGAAAAAAUUAUUCACUGGAUCCGUUGCUGUCUUGGUAAAUUCUUUUUCGUUUAGGUAACACCUGAUGCCUUUGAAAAUCGUAUUCAUUCCAGACUGUUAUUUCAGCACACUCUUCUCACUUAUUUCAGCUCAGAUCUAGCAUCAGAUUCUUCAUAACUUUUAAGAGUUACACCAGCAGCUUUGCCAAAUGCCUGCAACAAGGCCUAGUCCUGCCAAGUCCUCAGUGAAAUAGAAUAAAUGGCAUGUAGGUCUUACUCAGGCUCUCUCUACAGAGGUGGAUUUAAUUAUGACAAAUGAUUGGCAGACACAGUACCUACACACCAUUUUUAUCAUAGGUCAGCUCUCUGUAGCUCCAUUUUUUCCUCAUACUAUACAAAAUCAGAUACAAAAUUAGAAAUUGAAAAUAUGGCAGCUGGAAGAAACUGAUCAACAGACAGGCUUAAGUACCACCUCCAGGUAGUUUUAGUCCAACUGUCUGUGAGCAUCACACUGUUGUCACACCUUGUGUGUGCAUCAAUACUUACCUGCUGGUGCAGCGAUCGUGUCUGAUGACUGUGGACCAUAGAAAACGAAUACAGCUCUGAAUACAUUAUUCUGGCUGCUGCUUUUAUGGCUUCUUGUCCCAGCUCUCCUUCUUCAAUGUACCUCCAGACCCGGGUAUUUCUUCCCCUCCUGUAUCCUCAUCUCUCCAUCACCCUUGAGUUGAGGCAGGCAGCCCAGAAAGCUUGUGUAUGUCUGGGUUGAGGGAGCCCUCCACUGUCUGGGCUGUGUGAACUCUGUCAUCUCCAGACUGAAAUAAUAAUUUUUCUUGUCCUAGACACCUUUUCUCGAGCUAGCUGGUACAACCUCAUCAAAACAAGUCUUCCCUUUUUGACUUCUUGGCCAUGUACCCUGAAUUAAGACAUCUAAAUUACUGUAGCUAAAUAUUCUAUAUGCUGUAUAAGUCACUGUUCACAUUUUUUCUGUUACGUCUGCACGGUCAUAUUAUUUUCAAUGACUUCUAAAACCAGAAUUUGGUCUAUAUCUGUUUAAAAAGAAAAUAAAGAUUUUCUCUUCAACCACUGCAUGGUCCUGGAGUACCAAGUAGCAUUUUGGUCUUGGAUUUAGGACGAGAUCAUAUCCUAUGUGAGGUCUAAUGUGUUUCAAAGCCAAACAAAAAUCAACAAGUUUAAAUUUAGGGAGUUUCUGUGUGAGAAUUCCAUGUAAAGCUGAAUGGUAUCUCUAUUUUCCCCCCGAGUUAUGUGGGUGUUCCAAUAUUUACAGAGAAAACCUCAGAAGAGAACUGUGUAGAAUAUUAUGGCUUCUGUCCAGAGAUAUUAAUUCAGCAAAAGCAUGUGCUUAACCUUAACCAUGUGAGUAAUCCCAUCAUUAUUCAGAGGAGUGCUUGAAUACACACUUUGAUGACUAAAGAUGGAAUUACUCACAUGCUAUGGCUUUUUAUUUUGCUGAAGAGCAGACCUAGUAUUCUUCCACUACUUUUCCCCUCCAUUCCCCAGGGCAGAGCAGCUGUCCUUAUCUGCAGCAUCCGCUUCCAAACCCUGCACGCCCUGCCUUUAACAAGGGCUUAACAGUGCUGCAAAGGAAAAUGUCUUGCAAAAGUCCGGACUGGCUGACAUUACAACUACCCUCCCCCACAAAGCUCCAAGUAGUUGCAUUAUCUAGGGUUAUUUCACACUGAUACUCCUCCUUUUUUAGCACAUGGUCCUAUCUAAAACACCUUAGUCUUGAGUGCUGGGGACAGUACAGUAUGUUUCUAACAAGCUACUAAAGAAAGAUUAAAAUUAAUUUCUUGACUUCCUUACCUGAGUGCAGAAAAUUUGUUUUGGGGAUUAUCCUUCUGUGAACAGUCAAUGUAUGUUAUCUAUUACUUUGACUUGAGUGACUUGAGACCAGGUCUUCUGUAAUCAGAAUAUGGAAGGUAAAGAAAAAAAGAAAAAAGCAAAGACCUAAAUACUCAAGGAUACCUGAACAAUCCUUACAGGCUACAAUUUUUUAAUGAUAAUUCUGACACAAAAUGUAGCUUGUUGGCUUUUAACCCUUAAAACCUGUUCCUCCUGUCACUGAAGCCAGUUGUUAUUUGGUCUUUGAUUCAACUGAGACCUGGAUUUUCUCUGAACUAAUGAUGUCACUUUUUCCUGGAAAUAAAAUGUUUGUUGUCCUACAGGUACACCUUUUGUGAUUUAAUGCAUGAGUAGCUUUGAGGAUGCUCUGGGGUACCCUAUUCUUUUAGCUGAAGAAGCUUAUUACUGUAAAAAGGAAAUAGCAUGUGUAUGUCUGUCUGUAGCAUUUCUGUUUGCUUGGUUUUUCCAUGUUGACAAGGAUAUGUUUAACACUAGUAUUACAUUAUAAAUGUACUGUAGAAAGGAUGAGUAGAUUUCUUUCUUUCAUAUAUUCCUAAAUUAUCUGAAUCCUCUUUAAAGAGGUAACUGAAUUUGUGAAAAAAUGCUUCUAUUCCUUUGGAGCAUAUUUUUUCCUCGUUGCUCAUUAAAAAGAAUUCUUUUUCAUAGUUUCUUAUUUGAGUCCUUAAAUUUUUUUAUGUUUGUAUUUGUCAUCUCUAUCUCAGUGCAAAUUUCUUAGGCUGAUCAAUAACUCUGGAAAUAUAUAAUGGCUUGAUAAGAUAUUGGAUUUGAAUUCUGAUCUGCCUUAAUUGCUGGUUAUCAUUACAUUAUUGCUACAAUAACAAAUGUUUUUGUCCUAAAUUGAUAUCAUGUUUUAUUAGACAGAUUUGCAGUUUGUCAUGGGCCUACUUUCUGGGUUAAAUAAUGGGAAUGAGAGGAAUUAUUAUUACCUUAAUGCUAACUAAAGAAAAAAAAGUAAGUAAAUGUGUUUGAUAUUUUGAAUCUACUGUAUUUUAAAACUACACUAAAAGGCAUGUUUUCUACUUGAA
Molecule: messenger RNA, 5376 nt
Organism: Dromaius novaehollandiae (emu)
Lineage: Eukaryota; Metazoa; Chordata; Aves; Casuariiformes; Dromaiidae
Gene: SLC22A16
Product: solute carrier family 22 member 16
Exons: 8
Coding region: 88-1812 (574 amino acids)
Biological process (GO): transmembrane transport
Cellular component (GO): membrane
Source: RefSeq, a predicted model, not a curated record